Messenger RNA from Salmo salar (Atlantic salmon), 4820 nucleotides. RefSeq names its product calpain 3a, (p94) (gene capn3a). Lineage: Eukaryota; Metazoa; Chordata; Actinopteri; Salmoniformes; Salmonidae. Gene Ontology annotation, biological process: proteolysis; negative regulation of apoptotic process. The record is from RefSeq and is a predicted model, not a curated record. Gene Ontology annotation, cellular component: cytoplasm. Gene Ontology annotation, molecular function: calcium ion binding; calcium-dependent cysteine-type endopeptidase activity.
GUGAGUGUGAAUGUACGUGGAGUCUUUUUCACCCGGCAUGGCCUUUAGAGUCUACUCUAUGACCAAGAGGGAGGGGAAAGUCAUACAACGACACAGCCAAUCAUAGAUUAGCUUUUUAGGCUUGUAAGACUUUAGUGGAAGUGGCAAAAGCCAGUCUUAAAAAAAAAAUCCCCCCAAAAAAUCCAGAAUGCCUUUUACACCAUCUGGCUUCUUCUGUGACCGGCUGAUUCGGGAGAGAGAGAGAAGAGACGGAGAAGGAAGCCUCAGCAAGCCCCUGCGUUUCAGCGGACAGGACUUUGCCGCGCUGAAACAGGAGUGCCUCACCAAGAAGUGCCUGUUUGAGGAUGACACGUUCCCAGCCUCCGUGGAGUCUCUGGGAUACAAGGAGCUGGGACACAAGUCCAACAAGGUGAAGAACAUCGUCUGGAAGAGACCCAAGGAAAUCUGUGAGAACCCUCAGUUCAUUGUGGGCGGAGCCAGCAGGACAGACAUUUGCCAGGGAGACCUUGGUGACUGCUGGCUGCUGGCUGCUAUAGCCUGUUUGACUCUGAAUGAGAAGCUCCUCUACCGGGUCAUUCCUCAGGAACAGAGCCUCUCCGAGGGAUAUGGAGGAAUCUUCCACUUCCAGUUCUGGCGCUACGGCGACUGGGUUGACGUUGUCAUCGACGACCGCAUCCCCACCUUCAACAACCAGCUGGUGUUCACCAAGUCUGCCGAGAGGAACGAGUUCUGGAGCGCCCUGCUGGAGAAGGCCUACGCCAAGCUGCACGGAUCCUAUGAGGCCCUGAAGGGCGGUAACACCACAGAGGCCAUGGAAGACUUCACCGGGGGCGUGACAGAGUUCUAUGAGAUGAAGGAGGCACCCAAGGAACUGUACAAGAUCAUGAAGAAGGCCCUGGAGAGAGGCUCUAUGAUGGGCUGCUCUAUCGACUCCCUGGUUCCUGCUCGCUUUGAGACCCGUACUGUGACUGGACUUGUGAAGGGCCACGCCUACUCGGUGACUGCCGUUGAGGAGUGUAAGCAGUCCCAGCACAAGACGUCUAAGGUGCAUCUGGUGCGCCUCAGGAACCCCUGGGGUCAGGUGGAGUGGAACGGGCCCUGGAGUGACAACUCUAAGGAGUGGGUAUCUCUGUCUAAGGGAGAGAAGGACAAGCUCCGGCAUCAGAGUGCUGAGGACGGUGAGUUCUGGAUGUCCUUUGAGGACUUCAAGAAAAACUACACCAAGAUUGAGAUCUGCAACCUGACCCCUGAUGCCCUGGAGGACGAUAAGAUCCACAAGUGGACGGUGUCUGUGAACGAGGGUCGUUGGGUCAGAGGCUGCUCUGCCGGGGGCUGCAGGAACUACCCAGAUACAUUCUGGACCAACCCUCAGUUCCGUCUCUGUCUCCUGGAGGAGGAUGACGACUCAGAGGACAACGAGGUGGCGUGUUCCUUCGUGGUCUCUCUGAUGCAGAAGAACAGACGGAAAGACAGGAAGUUGGGAGCCAAUCUCUUCACCAUCGGAUUUGCCAUCUAUGAGGUGCCGAAGGAGAUGCACGGCAACAAGCAGCACAUGCAGAAGGACUUCUUCCUGUUCAACUCAUCCAAGGCUCGCUGCAAGUCCUACAUCAACCUGAGGGAGGUGACCCAACGCUUCCGUCUGAGCCCCGGGGAGUACGUGAUCAUCCCGUCUACCUACGAGCCUCACCAGGAGGGAGAGUUCAUCCUCAGAGUCUUCUCCGAAAAGAGGAACACCUCAGAGGAGAUAGAGAACAGGAUCGAGGCAGACCAUCCAGUGCCGGCCCCAGCCAAUGCAGGGGAGGAGAGUGAGGAAGACCAGCAGUUCCGGAGCAUCUUUCAGCAGAUAGCCGGGGAUGAAAUGGAAAUAACCGCCAACGAGCUGAAGAAUGUACUCAACAGGGUUGUCUCCAAAUAUAAGGACCUGAACACAGAGGGUUUUAGCCUGGAGUGCUGCAGGAGCAUGAUUGCACUCAUGGACAUGGACGGGACUGGCAGACUCAACCUGCAGGAGUUCAGACAUCUCUGGAACAAGAUCAAACAGUGGCAGGGAAUCUUUCAACACUAUAGCUCGGACCAGGCUGGUAUCAUCAACAGCUACGAGAUGAGAAAUGCCAUCAACGAUGCAGGCUUCCGUCUCAACAACCAGCUGUAUGACAUCAUCACCAUGCGUUACGCCAACGAGGGCAUGAACAUCGACUUUGACAGCUUCAUCAGCUGUCUGGUCCGGCUCGAAGCCAUGUUCAGGGCGUUCCAGGCCUUUGAUCAGGAUGGUAUGAUCAGACUUAGUGUCUUGGAGUGGCUCCAGUUGACCAUGUAUGCCUAGAUUGCCAGACAGGUCUUCUCAGCCGGAUGACCUCCCAGGUCUCUGGCUUCUCUAAUUUCCUCUCCUGACCAUGUCCCAGUAUUGCUGAAACAGUCUCUUCUGAGUCGGCCAUGUUUUUUUGUAACACCCCCCACACUCCUUACCAGAUAUACCGUUCUCUCUCUCAGGCAUUAAACACACAUAACCUCUCUUUUUCUGUCACCAUACCUCACAGAGCCACCUCUCCAUAACCCAUCGAAUAUCUCUUAAAAUAUUCUGUUUUAUUUACACUACUCCAACCCUCCCCUAUCCUACCGACUGAAUAGGUUCCCUCGUUACCACCUACCACCCUCGACGUCUCCCCUAUUCCACCUACCACCCUUAUCGUCUCCCCUAUACCACCUACCACCCUCAACGUCUCCCCUAUACCACCCUUAACGUCUCCCCUAUACCACCCUUAACGUCUCCCCUAUACCACCUACCACCCUCGACGUCUCCCCUAUACCACCUACCAUCCUCAGUCUCCCCUAUACCACCUACCACCCUCAACGUCUCCCCUAUACCACCUACCAUCCUCAAAGUCUCCGCUAUACCACCUACCACCCUCAACGUCUCCCCUAUACCACCUACCACCUUCGACGUCUCCCCUAUACCACCUUCGACGUCUCCCCUAUACCACCUACCACCCACGACAUCUCCCCUAUACCACCUACCACCCUCAACGUCUCCCCUAUACCACCUACCACCUUCGACGUCUCCCCUAUACCACCUACCACCUUCGACGUCUCCCCUAUACCACCUACCACCCACGACAUCUCCCCUAUACCACCUACCACCCUUACCGUCUCCCCUAUACCACCUCCACCCACGACGUCUCCCCUAUACCACCCUCAACGUCUCCACUAUACCACCCUUAACGUCUCCCCUAUACCACCUACCAUCCUCGACGUCUCCCCUAUACCACCUAACACCCUCAACGUUUCCCCUAUACCACCUACCACCCUCGACGUCUCCCCUAUACCACCUACCAUCCUCGACGUCUCCCCUAUACCACCUACCACCCUCAACGUCUCCCCUAUACCACCUACCACCCUCGACGUCUCCCCUAUACCACCUACCACCCUCGACGUCUCCCCCAUGCCACCUACCACCCUCGACGUCUCCCCUAUACCACCUACCACCCUCGACGUCUCCCCUAUACCACCUACCACCCUCGACGUCUCCCCUAUACCACCUACCACCCUCAACGUCUCCCCUAUACCACCCUCAACAUCUCCCCUAUACAUCCCUCAACAUCUCCCCUAUACCACCUACCACCCUUACCGUCUCCCCUAUACCACCUACCACCCUCGACGUCUCUCCUAUACCACCUACCACCCUCGACGUCUCCCCUAUACCACCUACCACCCUUACCGUCUCCCCUAUACCAGUCUCAACAUCUCCCCUAUACCACCUACCACCCUCGACGUUUCCCUAUACCACCCACGUCGUCUCCCCUAUACCACCUACCACCCUCGACGUCUCCCCUAUACCACCUACCACCCUCGACGUCUCCCCUAUACCACCUACCACCCUCGACGUCUCCCCUAUACCACCUACCACCCUCAACAUCUCCCCUAUACCACCCUCAACGUCUCCCCUAUACCACCCUCAACGUCUCCCCUAUACCACCCUCAACGUCUCCCCUAUACCACCUAUCAUCCUUAACAUUUGAUAACCCACCCUGACACGAUGCGCUGUCAAGUACCUUCUCCAAAUCGCUCCAGUGAAGACCACGGUUCUCUCAUGGCCAAUGGAUGAACUGGAGAUGUUGGAAAAGGACCAGUUCUUCCUUCCUUCAGUCUUGGACUUCCUGACUCAACACCGGACUGGUUGGUCCGUGGGAAUUGGAACAAACCCCCCUAUCAGCUCUGAAACACUGGUGUCAGAGAAACGGCUAUAGAAUCCAAUGGAUGGAUGAGACGCAGAAUGGGACAGACAGAACCUGCCAACAACAUUCCUCCCUCUUACCCUCCGCUGUACGACCAGGACCAGGCAGAACCCUCCCUAGCUCCUCCUCCUCACCCCCCGCUGUACGACCAGGACCAGGCAGAACCCUCCCUAGCUCCUCCUCCUCACCCCCCGCUGUACGACCAGGACCAGGCAGAACCCUCCCUAGCUCCUCCUCCUCACCCCCCGCUGUACGACCAGGACCAGGCAGAACCCUCCCUAGCUCCUCCUCCUCACCCCCCGCUGUACGACCAGGACCAGGCAGAACCCUCCCUAGCUCCUCACCCUCCGCUGUACGACCAGGACCAGGCAGAAACCUCCCUGGCUCCUCACCCUCCGCUGUACGACCAGGACCAGACAGAAGCUUCCCUAGCCUGCUGAAGAGCUCCCUACAGGGUGGGUUCAACAUGUGGAGUUGUGAAUGACUAUUGGGUUGGACUUGUUGUGGUUUUUAAAGUUUUGGUCAAAUGAGUGUAAUGCAUUUUUAAACAUUUUAACCCAAUAAAUAAUUGUGUAGUUAUUGGUUGGA